AUGGCUUCCUACUUCGAGGAGCACGACUGCGAGCCGGGCGCCAGGCCCCGCCAGGAGGAGCCGCAUCGCCAGGCGCUGCUGGAGCUGGCCAGGUGGGCCUCCGGGGAGCCGAGCGGGGCAGAGGGGGGCUCCCUCCGGGCCAGAGCCGAAAGGCAGCCUCGGGACACAGAGCUGCCCAAAGAAGGGAUCAGCAGCCUCACCUGGCCGGGGCAGUCUACGGCAUAGCUAACAAUCCGGGAGAGCAGCAGGAAACGGUGCUGGAAUAAGGGUCAAGGGACCCCUGACCAUUAGGUCCAGUCGUGGCCGACUCUGGGGUUGCGGCGCUCAUCUCGCUUUAUUGGCCGAGGGAGCCGGCGUACAGCUUCCGGGUCAUGUGGCCAGCAUAAGCUGCUUCUGGAGAACCAGAGCAGCGCACGGAAACGCCGUUUACCUUCCCGCCAGAGUGGUACCUAUUUAUCUACUUGCACUCUGAUGUGCUUUCAAACUGCUAGGUUGGCAGGAGCAGGGACCGAGCAAUGGGAGCUCACCCCGUCGCGGGGAUUCGAACCGCCGACCUUCUGAUCAGCAAGCCCAGAGGCUCUGUGGUUUAACCCACAGCGCCACCCACGUCCCUCACUUGCAGGUAGACUGCCCCUUAACCUGAGGCUCCCUCUCGCCAUCACGACUAGUAGACCUGCUCUCCCAUCUUCCCUGCAGUUCUGCUUCUUGGCCGUGGCAAGGUUUCCAGAAUCUGUUGCGUUGUUGUUUCUAUAUUACAGUGGUACCUCAGGUUACAUACGCUUCAGGUUACAUAUGCUUCAGGUUACAGACUCCACUAACCCAGAAAUAGUACCUCGGGUUAAGAACUUUGCUUCAGGAUGAGAACAGAAAUCAUGCUUUGGCGGUGCGGCAGCAGCAGGAGGCCCCAUUAGCUAAAGUGGUGCUUCAGGUUAAGAACAAUUUCAGGUUAAGAACGGACCUCCGGAACAAAUUAAGUUCUUAACCCGAGGUACCGCUGUACAUUGUGUGGUUAGCGUUCAGGGUCCUCGCCCACAAGGAACCUACAGUCUAAAACUCCACACAGGAGAAACGGGACGGGAAGGGCCUGAGCCGGGCGGUGGAGCAUCUUCUUUGCAUGCUCAGGGCCUCCCACUUCCUCCCCAGCAUCUCCAGGUGGGCUGGGGAGGGACCACUGUCUGCAGUCUUGGGAAGCUACUGCCAGCCUGUGAAGACAGCAAUGAAAUAGCUGGGCCAAUGAUCUGGCCUGGAAUAAGGCAGCUUCCUGUGUCGAAAAUGUGUUAAACAUGGAAACAAUAAGGUCUUGUUUCAGUUUCAUGUGCUUAGGCUUAGUUCACAGGGCAACUAAGGAGCCACAGCAAAGGCAUCUCACAAAAAGGGGGAUUGGAAGGAGGAACGAGCAGGAUAAAAAUCACACUGUAUUUUCUUACCUCCCAGGAUCUUUUUGGCCAAUGCAACACCAAUUAAAAAGUGAUCCCAGGGAGGAUCCAGGAAAUUAUAGGCUGGUUAGCUUAAUGCAGGGGUUCUCAAAGGGUGUGGGAGGAGAGGAUGGCAAGCGUGUCAGGAAGUGUGUCUAGGGCAAUCAAAGAAGCAUUUAAACAUUUUGUUAUAGUAUAGUAUUAUAUGGUAUAGCAUAUAUAAUUUUUUUAGCAGAAUAUUGAAAGAUAUAUUUUCAAACUGAGAGCAAGAGCAUCAAGUGAUUCUGUGGACAAUCCUAGUUGUGUUUUCCAAUGUAUUUUAUCAUUUUUAAAACAUGGUGUGGUGCAAGCACAUUUUUAUUCUGAAAGUGUGGCCCCGAGAAAAAUUUUUUGAGAACCACUGGCUUACUGUCUCUUCUAGGAAAACUGGUGGGGAGCAUUGCUAAAGCAAGUUCGCAGGCAUGUAGAAGUACCAGUUUUGCUGAAGUAGAACUAGGAUGACUUGUGCAAGGGUAAAUCCUGCCUCACGAUUCGGCGGUGUACGCACACCUGCUUACUCUGCAUCCAUUGUGCACCCAUUGCUGGUUUGGGAAGCAAAGUACAAUGUGUGCUUAGAUUUCUAAAUGCUGCUGACAACCCUUGAGUAAACUUAACGGCCAUUGAACAAGGGGAGAAUUGUGAAGAGUUCUAAAAGGAUUUCUCCAAACUGAAUGAAUGGGCAGCAAAAUGGCAAAUGCAAUUUAGUGUAAGCAAGUGUAAAGGGAUGCACACACAAAAAUCUUAAAAUGUCACAUAUUUCCUCAUGGGCUGUGAACUUUUGUAAAAAAAUGUUUUAUUUAGAAUUUUGAAGCAGACAUUACAUUUUAAAUUUCCACUGUUUUUUCUAAUAAAUGUGAACUUCCCCUCCAUAGUUUCCUUAUUUCCCCUUAGUUUGCUGCAUAUUGUAACUAGCCUCCUUCCUCAAUAUCUAAACUACUUUUCACGGCUGUUUACAAUUCAUAUCCUACUUGCAUAUUAAUAUGGUUAUUAUAGUUCUUCAGAUAUUCUAUGAAAGGCUUCCAUUCUUCCCUAAACACUGACUCCUCCUGGUCUUUGAUUUUCAUUGUUAAACUUUUUAACUCCGCAGACUUGUGAAUUUAUUCUACCAGUCUACUUCGGUUGGUAUCUCAUCAUCCUUCAACUUUUGCACAUAUAUUAUUCUUGCUGCCAUUGUUGGGUAUAAAAAUAAGCUGACCAACUUUUUGAGGACGUCCAAUUCCCUUAUUCCAAGGGUUUUUGGUGGGUUUUUUAAACGUCAACUUGAAUAUCUUAUUCAAAAUCCUUUAGCCUUUUUGCAUGUUUGCCAAAUGUAGAAGACUGUACCUUCCAUCUCUUGGCGCUUCCAGUGUAUAUUAGAACCUUUUUUUACACAUCUUAGCAAGUUUACUUGGGAUCAAGUACCAUCUAUAGAUGAUCUUUAGAUAGUUCUCCCUCAGGGUGUAACAGGCUGCAAAUUUCAUAUUAAUCACCCAUUGUUUUUCCCAUGAUGCCAUCUUGAUGUUGUGUCCUACAUCCCUUGCCCAGUGUAUCAUGGCAGCUUUGAGCAGUUCCUCUUUUGUUUCUUAUUCCAGCAGGAUUUUGUACAUUUUUAAAAUUAGUUUUUCAUUAUUCUCCAUUAAACCCCUUUCAAAGUCAGAACUUUCUUCAGCAGGUCCCUCCAGUUUAUCUUUUUUGUACAUCUCAGAUUGGAACCACUCUGUUAUCCAUUCCUUAAUGGCCUCUCUUUUUCUGAGCAUUACUCCUGCUUCACCGAUCUCUAAUAUGUCUCUGUAGGUGCCCCAUUUCUUUUUCAUAUUCAUUUUCUUCAUAGAACUUGCUUCAGUGGGCUAGAGCAGGGGUCACCAACCUAAGGCCCAUGGGCCAGAAGCGGCCUGCGGAGGUUGUUUGACCAGCCCAUGAGCCGCCCCCGAACUGAGCUGCCCGCUCGCGUGCUGCGCUAAACCGGCACGGGGACUCGCUUCUGCAGCGCCGAAAAUCAUGUCUGCACAGACGCCGAAAAUCGCAGGGGCACACGCUCACACGCACGUGUGAUCCUGCCCACGGAGGGAUCUCUGCGGGACCGAUCCGGCCCAGGGAAGAUAAACCUUGCCGACCCCUGAGCCAUAGUGGGGUAUUCCUUUCAAACAGGUUUUUAUACCUCAUCCAUACUAUACAGAGGCUUCUUAUAAUGUGGUUUUAAGAAUCCUUUACGUACUCUUACUUUAUCAUUCCAUAGGUAUGCAUGCCAACCAUAUUGUCUAUCAAAUCCUUCUAAAUCCAAUAAUCCAAAAUCUUCCAGAGCUAUCCAUUCUGUUAACCAGCAUAGACAUGCUACUUCAUAAUACAAUCCAAGAUCUGAUAGUAAGAAUCCGCCUCUGUCUUUUAUAUCUGUUAAAAUUUUGUACUUAACUCUUGGCUUCCUCCCCUGCCAAAUGAAUCUUGAUAUGUCUCUCUGCCACUGUUUAAAACAACUUAAAAUGCUUAUUACUGGUAUUGUUUUGAAAAGAAAUAGCAUAUUAGGCAGGACUUGUUGACCUUUUUUUAGGGGGAGAACCCAAAGUUGUUGAAGGGAGGGGGACUUCUCUUCUUUGCCCACUCACCCCAUCACUGGGGCCAAAAAUUAUAAACUGCCACCAGGGAAUGGCACCGCAACAGUGCAGAGGAGCUGAAACACACUAAAGAGGUGAGUUCCAGCUGGAAAAAAGCCCUGGUCUUAGGUAAUAUUUUCAUUUUGAUGCUGAUAUUCUUCCUGAUAAGGAAAGUUGCAUCUUCCUCCACUUUUCCAAGUCUUUUUUUUACUUCUUUCCACACUCUCAUACAAUUACCCAUGCAGCUCUCAACCACUUCUGGAAUGGACUCCCUUUUUGUAUUCCAGAAAUUCAGGUCGUAAACUCAGUCCAAUUAAAGUCCAUCCAAAACACACUGUUUAUGAUCCUCACUUGGUUUUUUGGGAAGCUGCUGCUACUGGAUCAGCUUACGAGGCUUCCUUCUGUGAAGAAAGCAUGGCUUCCUGUGCUCAAUGUCUACCCAGGUCGACCUCAAACAGUGCUCUCCAGCUCUGCAAAGGUUGGGGGGAGCCGUAAUUCAUGCCGUGGGGGUGCAAGACAAUCCAGAGCUUUAUUAGGAGCUGCAGUGCCCACGCUUUCCUCCAUAUGCUCCGUGACUCCCCAGUCUCACUCGCAGCAAGCACAACAAGCAGCCGAGGUCCUUCAUGGCAACUCAGAAGUCUGAGGAAAACAUUUUCCCCCCUCCAGAGUAAAAUAACAAUCCCACCUCUUCUUUCUCUGCUGCUCCCAGUGAGUGAAGCAGAGAAGAUCCCCCAGGGUUGAGCACCUUAUUUUGGAAAUUGGGUCACAAUUGGAAUUUGAAAGAACGUAUGCAAAGGUUAAUAUCAAAUAUAAAAUAUUUUUUUAUCAAAUUUUUUUUUAUCAAACUAAUCUAAAUAAAAGCACAAACCAAAAGGGAAAAAAGGAAAACUUCCAUUUCCGCCCCCCUCUCAGCUGUAUAUAGAAAAUUAUUCAAAACAUCCAUUCCAAAAUAGCACCCAAGAAUUCUGCUUUCUAUAAACCAAUGUUUUCUCCAGUCCUCAAACCCAGAUAUUAUGAGUUCAUUUUAUUUUUUCACUCAGAAAGUAUGUAAGGAGUUUCCAUUCUUUAGGAAUUUGGAUCAUGAGCUCUCUGACAAGGAAGCCCAGUGGUGGCUGCUCACACUCUUUUUCUCCAACAUAUGCAGGUCCCUCUUCAAUGGCCUGGAGAUUGAUGUGGGCUUCUUGGAGAGUGAAGACUGGGACCACCGGCUCCCCCCGCCAGCUGCCAAGCAAGCUGUAGAGAGCCUUCCUUCAGUGCCUGUUACCCCGCAGCAAGCAGGUAAUAGUUUUGAUUUCAAUCUGGGCCUUGUAUUUCUCAGCACUUCAAGAGCUGUGGUUAGAAGACAGUCUAUGUCAGCCUUCUCUAGGUGUUUUGGACUACAACUCCCAUCAGCCCCAGCCGGCACAGUCAUUUAAGAAAGUAACAAGAAUUUGAGUGUCUGUGUCUCCAAGACCUCUCAGUCUUUGAAAGUGUCCAACCCAAUUUCUGUGGAAGAGAUGGUCCAGAUGAGUCACAAAAGCUGCCUGGGGAACUGGGGGAAAGUUGCAAGACGUAGGUUGAUCUCCACCUGCAAUGGCAGCAGCUCUGCCCCCAUUUUCAAGCUCAGCAGCAAUAAGGUGCAUCUCUCACCUUCCCUGCCUGCUGGUUUUCCUGCCUCUGCUGAGCACCUACUGCUCUUCCUUGCUUGCCUUCCUGUUUGUAUACUCAAGGUUUACUUUUUGGUCAUGACGAAGUUCAAAAGGUCACCUUUAAAAAGUUUUAUUUAUUACAUCUACAGUCAUACCUCAGGUGGAAUGUGCUUCAGGUUGAGCGCUUUCGGGUUGCACUCUGCGGCAACCCGGAAGUAACGGAGCGCGUUACUUCUGGGUUUCGCCGCUCGCGCAUGCGCACUCAAAAUGAUGUCAUGCGCGGAAGCGGCAAAACACGAUCUGCGCACGCGCGGACGUGCCGUCACAUCUUACGUUCUGUUCAGGAUGCGAGCGGGGCUCCGGAACGGAUCCCGUUCGCAUCCCGAGGUACCACUGUAUACUGUAUCCCACCUUUCCUCUAAGGAGCUGAAGGUGAGGUAUACUCUUCCCCUCCCCAUAUUAUCUUCACAACAACCCUGUGAGGUACAUUGGGUGAGUGGCAAUUUGAACCUUGGUCUCCCUGGUCCUAGUCUAGCACUCUAACCGCUACAUCACAAGGGCUCUCUGCAGUGUUUCCCACCAGCUCUGGUGCAGAUUAUUAUUAUUAGCAGGGUCUUUUCUGAUUGGAUAUACUUCCAGAAAGAAUCUGGCACAAAAUGUCACGACUCCCAGGUGUGAGGAUUAAACUUUUGAUGUUCUGGCAGCAUCUGUUCAAAGGCUUUGGCAUCCAGAGGAUGGAGUAUUUGUGCUUGGCUUACCCAGCUUUUCCAUCAUGUAUGCUUGCUCUUGUAGUAGCAAUAAUCCACUAGUAAUCUUAUAGUAGAAAAAUCCAAUUAGAAUAAAAUGCUUGUAAAUAUGGGAUUGGCAGGAUUUCUGAGCUUUGCAAAGGUGUAGCCGUGCUGUGUUUUGGUAGAGUGGAGCCAACUUGAUGGAACUGUUUUCUGCCUUUUCCUUUCUCCAACCACUUGUGGGGGUUAGACAAAGGGCUGAAGUGUCCGGUGUGCCUCCUGGAGUUUGAGGAGGAAGAGGUGGUCAGGAAGAUGCCCUGCGAGCACAUCUUCCACAAAGGCUGUAUUCUUCCCUGGCUUGGAAAGGUGAAGUAUUGGAACAGGGACAUUCCCUCUCUGGUACCUGGGAUGGCUCCCUCCACCCUUUCCCUUUUCUCAAGAGGCUGCUGCUGCUAACUCCUUUCUCCUUGCCCAGACCAACUCCUGCCCUCUCUGCCGUCAUGAGCUGCCCACUGACGACGAACAGUAUGAAGAGUACAAGAAGGACAAGGUGAGUGCUGAUCCCUGUGGGCAGGUGCAGGGGUUAGAUGUACGCCUUUUGGCCUGAGGUGCCGCAUUAUCUUGUGGAGAACCACCUGGGGGCCACGUGUCAGUCGUGAAUAGAGCCGGAGGCAUUCAUAUUUACCUUUAUUUUCCAAGGUGCGGCGGCAACAGCAGGCGCAUCGGCUGGAGUAUCUGCAUGGUGCCAUGUACACGUGA
This is a messenger RNA of Podarcis lilfordi (Lilford's wall lizard), 7136 nucleotides long. NCBI's taxonomy places the organism in Eukaryota, Metazoa, Chordata, Lepidosauria, Squamata, Lacertidae. The record is from the annotation of a GenBank genome assembly.